Synchiropus splendidus (mandarinfish) is the source of this 872-nucleotide messenger RNA. It is a transcript of the gene olig3, whose product is annotated as oligodendrocyte transcription factor 3. The coding region runs from base 54 to 872 and encodes 272 amino acids. The record is from RefSeq and is a predicted model, not a curated record. Gene Ontology annotation, molecular function: protein dimerization activity. Lineage: Eukaryota; Metazoa; Chordata; Actinopteri; Syngnathiformes; Callionymidae. The transcript has a single exon.
GACAGCAGGGAGAGAGAGCGAGAGAGAGACCUCCUACCCAAACAUCCCUUAAAAUGAAUUCCGACUCCAGCGCGAGCAGCAGAUCUUCCUCCCCGGACAUGGACAGCAUGUUUCUGCGAGAGCACCUGCACCACCACCACCACCAGGUCGGCUCCUCCGUCUCCUCCUCCACCAGCAGCGAGCAGCGCCAGAAGAUGAGCGACCUCCUGCGCGCCUCGGAAGCCAAGUCCUCGUCGGUGGGUAGCAGCAGCAGCAGCAACAAGUACAAACUGAAGAAGCAAGUGACGGAAGAGGAGAUGUUCCAGCUGCGGCUCAAGAUCAACGGCAGGGAGCGCAAGCGCAUGCACGACCUGAACCUGGCCAUGGACGGCCUGCGGGAGGUGAUGCCCUACGCGCACGGGCCCUCGGUCAGGAAGCUGUCCAAGAUCGCCACGCUGCUUCUGGCCCGGAACUACAUCCUGAUGCUGACCAGCUCUCUGGACGAGAUGAAGCGGCUGGUGGGGGAGAUUUACGGAGGUCAGCAUUCCGCUUUCCACUGCAGCACGGUGCCGGGCUCUCACGCCGGGGGACCUGCCGCCGCCGCCGCGGCAGCGCACCAGGUGCAUCCUCUCCUCGGGAGCGCGCUCUCCUCUUCCACUACGUCCACCUUGUCGAGCGCGCUGCCCGGACUUACUUCGAUCCGAGGGCCGCACAGCCUGAUGAAGGGGUCCCCGGCCGCCCCCGCUCUCCAGCUGGGCACCGGCUUCCAGCACUGGGCCGGACUCCCAUGCCCGUGCGCCAUCUGCCAGGUCCCGCCGCCUCCCCCUCACAUCCCCAUCACCUCCGCCGGACUUACAAGACUCACAGCGGAGGGCAAGGACUCCCUGAAAUGA